Molecule: messenger RNA, 1719 nt
Organism: Symbiodinium sp. CCMP2456
Lineage: Eukaryota; Dinophyceae; Suessiales; Symbiodiniaceae
Source: the annotation of a GenBank genome assembly
AUGGGGGACAGCGAGAAAGUCCACGCCGCCCACGAGGAAGAGGCCUCCACUGCCGAAUUUGCGCGGCAAUGUGCACAAACGUGGCCGGAUCUACUGUGCCGCGGCAAGCCGCAGGAGGUGGGUGCCACUACUGAGACCGUUGCAGUCAGCGAGGCCGAUGCCCACACCAUCAAGGUGGACGUCCUGCGAACUCGAGGUGCGCAUCCAGCGUUUUCUACCCCGGAGAUGCGGGGAAGACUGCAGGAGUUGCUCACAGAGUUUUGCAUUGCGGAGGGCGUGCGCUACAUGCAGGGCCUGCACGAGGUUGCCGCCGUGUUCGCAUACAUCGAGGCUGCGGGCGGCGGUUUUCAAAGUGGCAAGCCACAGUGCCCAACGACGUUGGAAUGCUUCAAGAUGUUCACCCAGAACUUCAUGCCGUGCUUCUAUGACGGGGAAGGUUUCGUGAUCCUGCACAUCACGCUGCUCUUUUUCCGUCAGCUUCUGCUGUAUCAUCUUCCGCACUUGCACAACCAGCUCGAAGAAGCUGGGGUUGCUCCAGUAGUGUAUGCAACACCAUGGUUCAUCACAUUGUUUGCCUACAAGACGCCGCUGCAAGUCUUGCUCAGGCUUUGGCAUCGCUACAUACGUCGAGGGGAUCCUACUUUUGUGCCAUUUCUUGCGGUUGCUGUAAUGGAGCUUGAAAAGCAAGCCUUCCUCGAUGCAGAGGAGGAUGAUUUGAAUUUUGCCGUUGACCGCACCACCAUCACCUCGGUGGAGAAGCUACAGGAUGUGUGGGCUGCUGCAGAAAGCUUGCACGCAAAGACUCCGAAGUCGUUCUCGUUUAGAAUGUCCCGGGUCAUUGCGCAGGUCCGGGAGCAACUUCGCAAGAAAGGCUCCGGCCAUCCGUGGGCCGACAGUGUUUUGGCUCGUGCGGAGCAGGAGCGCAGGCUCGUGGUUCUCGCCAGGGAGGUGUUGGCGCAGUUCGUGCGUGCCUCUGAUCCAGCGUUGCUGGACUCCGUGCAGGCCGUGCCGUCCGGGCAGCUGCCAUCUCUUCGCUUGCUGCUUCUGGACGUUCGACCACGUGCUGCCUAUGAAACUGAGCAUCUGCCCCAUGCUCUUCAUUUUCAUCCACCUUCCUUGCAACGCCUAGCCCAGGUCAGUGCCGGCAUGAAUCGGCCUCGAGCAGAGCGACUGGCAGCCGCCCUGUCCAACGCCAUUGCCGAGGUAGGGGGUCUGGUUGGCGCACGCAAAGAAGCGCCGGAGGUGAAGGCCGCAGACAGUUCGUCGGACAUCGGAGAGACCGCAGCCCUCGGUGCAGAAGUGUUCCAGGAACUGCAAGCGGCUGCAAGCGAGGCCUGGGGCGAAGGCUGGAUCUCGGAGUCCGAGAGUGCGCACCUGGCAGUGCUGGGUGGUGAGGCAGACUGGGACUCUGCCCAGCUUUGCAAGACAGUUGGGGGCGGGGUUGUCGCGGCCUUGUUCGAGGCGCUGACGGGGCAAGUCUCUUUGCCCCGAGUUUCUGUGGUACUUGGCGGAGCUGCAGCGCUGCAGCGUGAGGCAGAGAAGCGUGGAGUGAAGUUGGAGAGCUCCGCUGGCUCGCCGUGGAAGAGCGAGUCUGCUGGGUAUCCUGGCAAUGUUCGAGGCAUGCUUUCCGGAGCUUUCAAAAGUCUUCGCCAGCGUGCACAACAAGCCCAGCAGGGCAUUGCGCAGCAGAUCCAGCCGAAAAGCCCAGAUGCCACGUAA